AGCGGAAUGGCCUUUCUGUGGGAGUGGACCGUAAGGCAACUGCCUGCGGUGAUAAUUCUGACGAGAGGAACUGUGACCAGAACAAGAAUACUAACUACGGGAACUACGACGAGUCUCCUGCGCACUAAGUUGGCAGCAAGCUCGGACUUGACCAUCCUUCAGAUUGGUAUUGUGCUGAGAAACAACGCCUACGGUCGGAAGCUAGCCUCGGUAAUGACGCUGGCUGUGGAUGCGAUAAGCGAUCGUUCGAGACGCAGAAGUAGUCCUUACGGCAUUGAACAAACCACAAGGUACUUUUCUUCGCCGUCAGAGUUAACUGCAUCGAUGGCCGAACUGUACGCCGAGGGAAUUAAAGUGUUCAUCGGAUUUGAGCAAAGCGAGAGUCUUGCUCGGGCCGUGGAAUGGGCGAACGUCAAUGCUCCUGAUGCCGUACUCGUCAGCCCGUCUGCUACCGCUGCCGCCGAAGACUUCCCGCGCGGCAACUACGUCAUGCUGGGGAUGGACACUGGCGCCCUCGUCCUGGCCAUGCUGCUGAAAUUCAAGGAGCUGGGAGUCGACGUCGUCGUUCCCGUAGCUAGCGACGGCGUGUACGGUCGCAGCAUAAUCAACCAGCUGCAGAAGAUGACAGCGAACGGGCUGUACGGAAUCACCGUCACCGCGCCCGUGCUCUACGACGGCCGAUCGUCUGCCACGUCCGUUGUAGCUGAUAUCCGACGGGAGUUGACGACGAUCAAUCCCGCCGGCGGUAACAACACGGGCAUCAUUCUCGCGUCCAAGAUGGAGGCAGGCGACAUCAUCAACGCGGCGUUCAACGACGAGGCGCUGAGCGAAGCCAUCUGGUUCGGCACGGACAGCAUCGCCUUCAGCGAGCGUAUCUUCACGGCCAACAACAACCUGGUGACGAGCGGCAACCGCCUCUACUCGUUCAUCUACUGCGGCAACCACUUCGCCAACAACAAGGCGGCCUUCCUGACGAUGAGGAUGAUACGUAAACAGACGGGCUCCACACCGUCGUACACCGACGCACUGGCCUACGAUGCCGUCAUCCUCGUCUACGAGGCCGCAGGCGACCUUCUCCGAGCGAGAUCGGGCGUCGAGAAGCGAGCCGAGCUGAGAGAGCAGUCGCUGGUCACCGCCGGAAUCACCGGCUCGCUCGAACUCGAUCACACGUUCCGACGAAACGACGGAGAGAUCUGCGUCGCAUUCAUCCCGUCACGAAAGCUGGCGCGCGAGCUGGUCUCGUCGGGCCGAAGCUCGUGGGUGCUCGACGGUAAGGUUGAGAUCAUGUCCGAUAGCAUUGGAGAGAACACCGGCAUACGCAGCGGCUACACGACGCAGAGUGGUUCUGUCGUUCAUCCCCUCAACAAGCACGACCUGUGGCCGCUGAUCAAGAAGUGGGGACCGUGCCUGAAUGAUACCAUCGUAAUUCACACCAUCGAUCCGAUCACGUUAGAUGACAUCACGGGCGUAUACUCCAUGAAAACGCUGCCGCCUGACAUAUACAUUCCGGCUACGUACGGCAUGACGGUUGACAUGCAGUGCACACGCCCAAGCGGACAAGCCAUUGAAGCCGUCGUAACCUGUCCCGGUCUCAAUGAUCCCGCAGCGAAAACCGUCUGCCGGAUGGACAGUUCUUCGCCGCGUCGCAAGCGUCGUGGAAACUGGGUUGCCACCGGCGCCACUUGCGCCGGCGCUGGAGUCGGCUGUUUCGGCGGACCAAUCGCAUGCGGAGCUGGUGGCAUCGCUUGCCUCGGUAACAUCAUCGGCAGCGUCACCUGCUUCGCAGCCGACUCCAUCGUUCUCACAGAAACCGCCGAUGGCAAGACGCUCCCCAAGAAGCUGUCGGAGUUGGUUGUUGGCGACCGAGUCGAAUCGGUAGAGGAAGACAGUGGCGCUCUUACAUUCAGCGACGUCUACUUUAUUGCACACGACGACGAACCGGACAAAGCUGGCGAGAUGCUGCGCAUAUCCUUCAACUGCAGCGACUGCGUUGGCUUCAUCGAGCUCAGCGCUGCCCACCUUCUCUACAAGAGCGCCGCCACAGACCCCAAGCCCUCCGACCCAUCUCCGGCAUCUACAGUCAAGAUCGGCGACUACCUGUGGACGCGUACAAAAGACGGCCUGGUAGCGAGUGCAGUCACUGAUAUCCAGCCGUCGGCAGCCCGCGUGCGUUCCCCGCUCACGCUCAAUCACCACAUCGUCGUCAACGGCGUGCACGCGUCCGUGCAUUCGCACGACGAGAACGCCUACAGGAUUCUCACGUCGUGGAUCAGAGCCGUGUACUACGUGAACAGCGACUGGUCCAACUCCGCCAUGGUGAAGUCGAUCGUCGACAAGUCACGUGACAUGCGCCGCUUAAUCGGUGCUUAAUCACCGACGCUUGCUAUAAUUAUGGUCUUCAUGCACCACAUUUAAUAAUUCUUAUACAAAUUGGUGUCUCUUAUUAAAACAUGAAAUGGAAAAAAGUUUAUUGAAAUAAUUAAAUGUCGCACGGCUCAUUAGGCAGAGCGAUCACGAUAUA
Molecule: messenger RNA, 2521 nt
Organism: Priapulus caudatus
Lineage: Eukaryota; Metazoa; Priapulida; Priapulimorpha; Priapulimorphida; Priapulidae
Exons: 4
Coding region: 7-2370 (787 amino acids)
Biological process (GO): protein autoprocessing
Source: RefSeq, a predicted model, not a curated record